Molecule: messenger RNA, 1105 nt
Organism: Teleopsis dalmanni
Lineage: Eukaryota; Metazoa; Arthropoda; Insecta; Diptera; Diopsidae
Product: putative phosphatidate phosphatase
Exons: 1
Coding region: 116-1033 (305 amino acids)
Biological process (GO): phospholipid dephosphorylation; phospholipid metabolic process; signal transduction
Molecular function (GO): phosphatidate phosphatase activity
Source: RefSeq, a predicted model, not a curated record
UCAACGACUCGUUAAUAUAUGAAAUUGCGCUGAUAACCUUUUCACUUCGCUGUGACAACUCGAAAAAGCAACACCGAACACCGAACGUUGAAUAUCGAACUCUGAUAAACCUGAAAUGUGCAAAAAUCCGAAUUUGAGGUUUCUGACGCGCCUCCUGGUAGAUGUCUUCAUUUUGCUCUGUGUCUCUUGCGGUGCAUUGGUGGUACUGCCAAAAACAGUGCACACAUUCGAGCGUGGCUUCUUUUGCUCUGAUGACACACUUAUGUAUCCGUACGUGGAGUCAAUGCUCAGCAAAGUGCACAUGACGAUCGUCAUUGUGGCGAUACCAGCUGUGCUUGUUUUGAUAGUGGAAAUGCUGAGAGCUGCGCUGCAGAACGAUAAAGGCAAGCAGCAGUUCGCUUUUGUGGGCAUUGGAAUACCGACAUUUAUCAGUGAAUGUUACAAGGUUAUUGGCGCAUAUCUAUUCGGCAUUUCUUUGGUUGUUGCUGCAGUGCAGACGACAAAGCAUUUGGUGGGCCGGUUGAGACCUUACUUUUUUGAUGUUUGCCAACCACGACUGCUGGAUGGCACUACGUGUGAACACAUGCAAAAUCAAGGAGCGUAUCUUGUGAAUUAUACUUGCUCUGAGCUCUCAGCUUCCUCAGAACUACUGAAAACUGUGCGGCAUUCAUUUCCAAGUGGCUAUGCAGCAAAUACUGCUUAUGCCAUGUUCUUCUUAGUGUUUUACUUGCAAGCACGUAUGACGACUGCUUGGUUGAGGUUGGCGCGUACCGCUUUACAGUUUUGCUUUGCCACAAUCGCUUAUGUUGUCGCUUUGGAAAGAGUGUCAUCGCUGCGGAACCACUGGUCAGAUGCCCUUGUUGGGUUCGUAGUGGGUUUAAGUAUUGCGGCCUUUGUGUCAGUUUGUUUAGCUAAGCUUUACUGGACACCGCCGUUGAGGAAACGUAGAUCGCUGAAAGAUAAGAACCCUAUUUACGCUUACAGUUUAUAUGGGUUUUACGGGCUCAACAAGAAAACGCCGAAGUAUUUUUAAGCCAUGAUAAAUAUGGUAAUGAAGUAUUAUUGUAAAAUUUAUUAUGUUCCGAUAUAUACUAUAAUUUAAGUA